CCCAUUAGAUAAGCAGAAGCCAAAAAUAGGGUUCUCAUGUCAUCAUCGCGACCACAGAUAUUGUUUGCACCUCUCUCAGCUCGCCGCCUCCCAUCUUCAUUCCUCUUCACGACCACUUCCCAGAUCCUAGUUGGACCUCAGCUUCCCUCUGACUUUGAUCAAUCAACUCACUCUAAUGGACGCCGACGUGACUAUGACAGACGCAGGCAUGGCGACGCUUUCGCCCGUCUCGCACACCCUUUCCCCACCUCCUGGCGAAAUAAAGGCAUCUCCUGUCACCGACUCACAAUCCUACGAUGACCUGGACCGAUGGAUUGAGAUGCUUAUGGACUGCAAGCAGCUGAGCGAAGCGGACGUUAAGAAACUGUGUGAUAAGGCUCGCGAGAUUCUGAGUGAAGAAUCUAACGUGCAGAACGUGAAAUGCCCGGUUACUGUCUGUGGUGACAUCCACGGCCAGUUCCACGACCUGAUGGAGCUGUUCAAAAUCGGUGGUCCGAACCCCGAUACCAACUACUUAUUCAUGGGCGAUUAUGUCGAUCGAGGAUACUACUCUGUCGAGACCGUGACUCUCCUAGUGGCGAUGAAGAUCCGCCACCCCAAUCGUCUAACUAUCCUUCGUGGUAACCAUGAAUCCCGUCAAAUCACCCAAGUGUACGGCUUCUACGAUGAAUGUCUGCGAAAGUACGGCAGCCCCAAUGUUUGGAAAUACUUCACCGAUCUCUUUGACUAUCUCCCCCUCACCGCUUUGAUCGAAAACACAAUCUUCUGCUUACACGGCGGUCUCUCGCCUUCCAUCGACUCGCUAGACAACAUCCGCGCUUUGGAUCGUAUUCAGGAGGUGCCUCACGAGGGCCCGAUGUGUGAUCUGCUCUGGUCGGAUCCCGACGAUCGAUGCGGAUGGGGAAUCUCUCCCCGAGGAGCGGGCUAUACAUUCGGAAAAGAUAUCUCAGAAGCAUUUAACCACAAAAACGGUCUCAACCUGGUUGCCCGUGCUCAUCAGCUGGUGAUGGAAGGAUACAAUUGGAGUCAGGAUCAGCAAGUCGUUACGAUAUUCUCAGGUUUGUUAGCCACUUGUUGCGAGAGGGUGUGUACAUCUUCUAACUUUUGCAUAAAAUAGCCCCCAACUACUGUUAUAGAUGCGGCAAUCAGGCCGCGAUUAUGGAGAUUGAUGAAGACCUAAAAUACACUUUCUUGCAAUUUGACCCCUGCCCGCGUGCCGGUGAGCCUUCAGUCUCGCGCAGGACUCCCGACUACUUUUUG
Molecule: messenger RNA, 1260 nt
Organism: Myxozyma melibiosi
Lineage: Eukaryota; Fungi; Ascomycota; Lipomycetes; Lipomycetales; Lipomycetaceae
Product: protein phosphatase 2a
Exons: 5
Coding region: 176-1117 (313 amino acids)
Biological process (GO): mitotic cell cycle
Cellular component (GO): cytosol
Molecular function (GO): protein serine/threonine phosphatase activity
Source: RefSeq, a predicted model, not a curated record